Meloidogyne enterolobii is the source of this 2724-nucleotide messenger RNA. Lineage: Eukaryota; Metazoa; Nematoda; Chromadorea; Rhabditida; Meloidogynidae. The record is from the annotation of a GenBank genome assembly.
AUGCCUUCAUUAUUUAAUUAUUUGUUAAUAAAAAUCAGAAGACAACAACAACAACAUUCCUCAUUAUUUUUAAUUUUUAUUUAUUUAAUUAUUUUCUUUUUUACUCCAUUAAACUCUCAAAAUAUUACCUUCAACAACAAUACUGGUUUAAUUGAAAGUGAAGAUGAUUGUUUAUCCCCUAUAAAAAUUGGUCUUCUUUUACCUGAACAAUACAGACAAAGAAUUGAUCCAUGGCUGUCACUUUCUUUAAAACAUUUGCAUCAAAUUUUGAAAAAUUCACCGUUGGCUUUGGCCUCUCAUUGUUUACAAUUGGCGCCAAAAGACACUGCUUGCAAAACUUCUUUGGGUAUGAAAGCCCUUUUUGAUUUAAUGGGUCCACAAGAAUCUGGAGGAAAAGUGGUUGCGCUAUUUGGGGAUAUUUGCACUGAUGUUAAUGAACCUGUGGCAAUGGCGGCAAAUUUCUUCCGCAUUGCGCCUGGAGAUUUGAAUUUUAAUAGAGCUAGAAAGGAAUUAAUUAAAGCUUUUGGUUGGCGCCGUGUUGGAAGCAUUAAACAAAGCGACCAUUCCUCUCUAGCAUUGGCACAUGAACGUUUAACUACAAAACUUGAACUCGGAGGUGUGCAGGUUGUUUAUACUGCAAGUUUGAGUGGUGAAAGUAAUGACCAGGCUAUUGAGGCAGAAUUGGAUGAAUUGAAGCACAGAGAUGUUCACAUAUUUAUUGCCGAUCUCAGCCGUUCUCUAGCUCUUCGUGUAUUUUGUGUUGCUUUCCGUUUAGGCCUCUAUGGAAAUAAUUUUGCUUGGAUUCUUCCAGGAUUUAAAAUUUCUCCAGACGGGACAAUAAAUAAUUUUUGGUGGCAAAAUAAUUAUUUAAAUAUUCAAACAAAUUGUUCUUUGGAAGAAAUUGAGGAAGUUUUGGCUGGACAUUUUGCUUUAGAUCAAGCACUUAUACGGCCUUAUGAGAAAGGAAAAGAAGAAAUUUUGGCUAGUGGGAAGACUCCAACACAAAUUCUCGAAGAGUUCCAUCAAAACUGUCUACAAGAAUAUGGCUCAAAUACAGAAUGUCAAACAGAUUCCUUAGCACAUUCAUCCUACGCUUAUGAUGGAAUUUUGGCUUUAGGCUUGGCUUUAAAUAAAAGUUUGAUUUUAAAGAAAGGAAAGGAAGAAGAAUUUGAAAUUGACAAAAAACUUUUUGUUUCAAAAAUGAGAAAAACAGAUUUUGAAGGUUUAAGUGGAAGAGUUCGUUUUGAUGAUAAAGGGGAAAGGCUUGGAUUGGUACAAAUACAACAAUUAAUUAAUGGUUCUUAUUCAAUUAUUGGAUUUCUUGAUAAUGCUGAAGGACGAUUUCAGUUAAACAAGGAUAUAGAUUGGAUUCCACCAGCCGAUUCAACACUUUUAUUGCGUAGAAGAGAAUAUGUUUCUGCACUUUUAUUAAUAAUAAUGUGCUCAUUAGCUUUUGCUGGAAUUUGUUUGGCUCUGAUUUUUUUGAUUGUUAAUAUUAAAUUUAGAAAUCACAGAUUUAUAAAAAUGUCAAGUCCGAUUAUUUGUGGUUCUUUAUGUGCUUAUUUAACAAUUUUUCUUCUUUCUGUGGAUACUAGAAUGGUCAGCAUACGACGUUUUGAACAGUUUUGCUAUGCAAAAGUUUGGAUUCUUUGUUUUGGUUUUACUCUCGCUUUUGGUUCAAUGUUUAGCAAAACAUGGCGUGUUCAUUCAAUUUUUACUAAUAUUAGACGUGACAAAAAAGCAAUAAAAGAUUCUAAACUUUAUUUAAUUGUUGCUUGUUUGUUGGCGAUGGAUGGAGCAGUUUUGCUUUUAUGGGCAUUGAUAUCACCCUUUAGAUUAUCUUUAGCUGAACGAGGACAGUUUAGAGAAGAAAAUAUGUUAAUUAUCCCAGAAUUGGAACAUUGUGAAUCUUCGCAUUCUGUUGUCUUUCAAUUAGUUUUUGCUAUAACUAAAGGAUUAUUAAUGUUGUUUGGUUGUUUUUUGGCUUGGGAAACUAGAGCAGUUAAUGUGCCUGCUUUAAAUGAUAGUAAAUAUAUUGGGAUUGCUGUAUAUGCUAUUGUGGUUAUGUGUGCAGUUGGAUUAGCUUUAGCACUUAUUUUACAGGAUCAUUUAAACGAAGCAUUUGGUUUAAUUAGUAUUUUUAUAAUUUUUGGGACAACUUUAACUCUUUGUUUGGUUUUUGUUCCAAAAAUUGUUGAAUUAUGGAAAACACCAAAAAAUGCUUGUGAACAACAAAAACAUCAAAGGAAAGGAAUGAUGAAAAGUGUUGUUGGUGGAAAAAAUAAUUCUUCUUUAAUUAAUUCAAAACGUUCUGCUGGUGGAACAACAACAACAAAAACAAAUUCUACAACAACACAAGAAGGCUUACAUAGACAAUUAUCUUUAAUUUCUCCCGAAGAAAUGUUAAGGAGAAGUGGCCUUUUAGAAGUAGAAAAUUUGAGGUUACAUCAAACACUUGUUGAAAAAUCUAACCAACUCAAGGAAUUACUAGAAAAAGUAAAAGAACUUGCUGAACAACUUGGAGAAAUUGAAGACGAAAAAAUUUUGAUAGAAGAAAAACAACAACAAAAAAAUGUUAAAAAAUCCCCUAUUCAUUUGGGUAUUCCACAAGAGGAAGAAGAAGACAAUGAAAAUACAAAAAGAAGGUUGUCAGCAAGAACUUUAACUGCAGUAGUUCAACAAUUUAGGUUGAGGAGAACAAAAACAAGUAGUUGUUUAGAAUAG